Messenger RNA from Maudiozyma saulgeensis, 1059 nucleotides. The record is from the annotation of a GenBank genome assembly. Lineage: Eukaryota; Fungi; Ascomycota; Saccharomycetes; Saccharomycetales; Saccharomycetaceae.
AUGCCAACAGUACCAAAUCUCUACGAGCUCCUAUCGGAACUUAAUGAGUCAACAGAUUAUACAAAGGAUGCAAUAAGUAGCCGUCGAAGCAGUAGUGGAUCAACGAGUACAUCAGAUCCAUAUUCAUUACAUGAAUUCUAUAAAUAUUUGAAAAAAUGUCAUUGUGAUGAAAAUUUAGAAUUUUUUAAUAAGACAAGAAGAUUCCUAGUAUCUGAAAAUACUUUAUCACGUAGUCUUUCGACAGAUAAUAAAUAUUGGAAUGAUCAAGUUUAUAAUAAAUUUAUUAUGGUUGAUUCUCCAGCACAAUGUAAUUUCCCACAAUACGUUAGAGAUAAUUUUGAUGCAUGUCAUUUAGCAGGAGUUAGACCUACUCAAACGGAUAUAAUUAAUGCAAUAGAAAUUGUAAUGGGAAUGUUAUUUGAUGCAUAUUCACGCUAUUUAAAUCAUAUUCAAACUAAUGACCGGUUUAGUGAUGAAGAAGAAGUAGGAGAAAGUGAAAAAGAUCUUAUUAGACAAGAUGAAUCAACAACAUCACAAGACUAUGAAGAUAAAUCAAUAUCGAGAUAUGGUUUAGAUAUGGAGAAAUUAAAUGAAGAUAUUGCACAUAUGACACUUACUAAUUCUAUGUCUUCUGCCACUACUAUUACAAAUACCAAUACCAUUAAGCAUACAAAUACAAAUACCCCUUCAAGAAUGACAUUAAAUGUUAAAUUGCCAACGCCUGAAGAAACAAGACAAAAACAAUCAUUGAAGACUGAUAAUGAUGUUAGACCAAGUUUAAUUACAAAAGGCAAAUUAUUCUUACAUAAAUUACAAAAGAGACAUCCAUAUCGUAAUCAAACUGAUAAGACAAAUAAAAAUAAAAAUAAUACCAUGCUUACUACAAGUAGUAAUACAAUGAAGAAAAAAAAUGGUAGAAAUACAUCUCCAAAGGGUUUAAAGAAGACAAGAAGUAAUACCCAUAGUCAUAAGCAUACACGUAGUAGUACCGUUCAUUCUAAAAGUGCAGCGACAUCAUUAACCAUGGAUAGACCAACUAUCCCUGCUAGCACUUCCUAA